Molecule: messenger RNA, 2366 nt
Organism: Nerophis lumbriciformis (worm pipefish)
Lineage: Eukaryota; Metazoa; Chordata; Actinopteri; Syngnathiformes; Syngnathidae
Gene: aldh1a2
Product: aldehyde dehydrogenase 1 family, member A2
Molecular function (GO): oxidoreductase activity, acting on the aldehyde or oxo group of donors, NAD or NADP as acceptor
Source: RefSeq, a predicted model, not a curated record
AGUCCACUUCACAACUCGGCCGUGUAGGAGGACGAAGACACGCAAAGAGAGAGUGAGAGAGAGAGAGACUGAGAGAGAGAGAGAGAGAGAGAGAGAGAGAGAGAGAGAGAGAGAGAGAGAGAGAGAGAGAGAGAGAGAGAGAGAGAGAGAGAGAGAGAGAGAGGCUCCGUGAUGACUUCCAGUGAGAUCCACAUCCCCGGGGAGGUGAAGAGCGACCCCGCCGCCCUCAUGGCAUCCCUCCAGCUGAUGCCCUCGCCGGUGCCCAACCCUGAGAUCAAGUACACUAAGAUUUUUAUCAACAAUGAGUGGCAGGACUCAGUGAGUGGGAAGGUCUUUCAAGCGUAUAACCCAGCAACUGGAGAGCAGAUCUGCGACAUCCAGGAGGCAGACAAGGCUGAUGUCGAUAAGGCGGUGCAAGCGGCUCGACUGGCCUUUUCAUUAGGUUCUGUGUGGCGAAAGAUGGACGCAUCCGAGAGGGGCAGACUGCUCUCUAAGCUGGCUGAUCUAGUGGAGAGAGACAGCAUCCUUCUGGCGACUAUUGAGUCACUAAACAGUGGGAAGCCUUUUCUGCCCACUCUGUUUGUGGACCUUCAAGGAACCAUCAAGACAUUGAGAUACUUUGCUGGAUAUGCAGACAAGAUCCAUGGCACUUCAAUUCCCAUGGAUGGAGACUAUCUGACAUUUACCAGAUAUGAGCCUAUUGGAGUUUGUGGACAAAUCAUCCCUUGGAACUUCCCUCUGAUGAUGACGGCAUGGAAGCUAGGCCCGGCGCUGGCAUGUGGAAACACCGUUGUCCUCAAACCUGCUGAGCAAACACCGCUCACCUGCCUCUAUAUGGCGGCGCUUGUCAAGGAGGUUGGCUUUCCACCGGGAGUUGUCAAUAUUUUGCCAGGAUUCGGGCCAACAGCGGGAGCGGCGAUUGCUUCGCACAUGGGCAUCGACAAAGUGGCGUUCACAGGAUCAACGCAGGUUGGAAAGCUGAUCCAAGAAGCUGCUGGAAAGAGUAACCUAAAGAGAGUGACGCUGGAGCUGGGAGGCAAGAAUCCGAACAUCAUAUUCGCAGAUGCGGAUUUGGACCUAGCUGUAGAACAAGCCCACCAGGGCGUGUUCUUCAAUGCGGGCCAGUGUUGCACCGCAGGCUCGCGCAUCUUUGUGGAGGAACCCAUCUAUGAGGAGUUUGUCAGGAGGAGCGUGGAGCGAGCCAAGAGGAGGACCGUGGGCAGCCCGUUUGAUCCUACUGCUGAGCAGGGUCCACAGAUCAGUCGGGAGCAGCAGAACCGUGUGCUGGAGUUCAUCCAGAGUGGCAUCAGUGAAGGUGCCAAGCUGGAGUGUGGUGGCAAAGCUCUGGGCUUGAAGGGUUUCUACAUUGAGCCCACCGUGUUCUCCAACGUUCGGGACGACAUGUGCAUUGCCAAAGAAGAGAUUUUUGGACCAGUACAGCAGAUAAUGAAGUUCAAAACGAUGGAGGAAGUGAUCGAAAGGGCCAACAACACAGACUACGGUUUGGUUGCUGCAGUGUUCACCAAUGACAUCAACAAAGCCAUGACCAUAUCCACAGCCAUGCAGGCUGGCACUGUCUGGAUAAACUGCUUCAACGCUCUCAGCACACAGUGUCCAUUUGGAGGAUAUAAAAUGUCUGGCAACGGACGUGAAUUGGGCGAGAGUGGACUGAAGGAGUACUCGGAGGUGAAGACCAUCACCAUGAAAAUGGUCAGCAAGAACUCUUAAGGCAUCCUCUCAUUUUGGGAGGCAGCCUCUUCCUCAGUACUGAUCGGUGGCGAAACCAAGCAACUCUUGGUGGUGGCGACAGGCCACACAUGCCCUGAGUGACAACCACUGAACCAUCCCACUGUACCUAACGCCACUAAAGCACUCACAAGACAACCCAAAUGACCAACCAGGCUACACCCGCGUCAACAACACCAAACUUAGCGUGAAAAUGCUGCUGCCAGACUCCGUUGCCGCACUUGCAAUGCACCAUUUAUUCGCCGCCCGUGUCGGUGGCUGUCACCACACCUCACAUUGUGUCAUUGCUUUUGGUCCAGCCACUAGAAUUUAUGCAAUUAGCCUCAGUUAUGAAUGGAUGAGAUGUUAAAUUCCCAAUUUCAGUUGAUUUCUAAUUGUCUUUAUUUUAACUUGACUUAACACUGUAUGUCAACCUUUGACUGAUGUAUUACGAGACGAUUUGAACCUCGUCACAACUUUACUAAAAGAGGGCUUAGAUGUAUUUGAAAUGUUAUGUAUCUGAUUGUAUUGAUGUCCAUCUAUGUUAUGUUUAUACAGCCAUAUGCUAAAAAUUUACAAAACCACCAUAGUUUUUUUUUUCUUUUUCAGUAAAGAAAAAAAAAGAGCUUUUUCUUGUUAAA